AUGAUCACUGAACCAUCACAGAGAUAUACAAGCGCACAAAAAAAUAAGGAACAAGUGAGCAAAAAAAAAAAAGAACAAAGUGCGUGUUUUGAGGUUGAAAAAUGGGUACAGACGACGGGUGAUGGGUCGCUUUCAUCAGAAGAAGUACAUCAAACAUGUGCACCUAAAGAGAAACAUGACAACUUUGUUCAAUUUAAACAACUCAGCAACAUUGCAUUGGUAUCGAAAUGGAUGAUUUUGGACGUUCUUGUUGAUGCCUAUGAUAAGUCAGAAUUUCUCAUCCGUUUGAAUCCAUUGUUUAAUGACCUUGGGCACUUUAAAAAUUUAAAAUAUAUUAAUCUAUGUUUGAGCGAUGACAAUCACAAUAUGCAAGUGGUGGAGCGAAAAACCCAUUUCGAAUAUCAUACCAUAUUCAAAUAUCUCUCCAAUAAUAGUCACCUCAACAUUGGAUAUGACUUUAUCGAAUUGCAAAAGCUAAAACAACUCUUCACCAAUUGCAGCGCAUUCAAUCAUAUUGAAUCUCUCAAAGUUGGUUUCGUCACAUGCACAUUGUACAAGGAUGAGGAGUAUGAGGUUGUGGGUUGUGGAAGUUGUUCUGAUUUGAUGAAUUUAGGUGGUGCCGAACGACAAGACAUUGGAAGAUUGGGAUCAACUAUGCAUCAAUGUGAAGAGAAUCAAUUUCAAAGAAUGGCAUCCUCGUUUACAUCGAUUUGA
Molecule: messenger RNA, 714 nt
Organism: Cavenderia fasciculata
Lineage: Eukaryota; Evosea; Eumycetozoa; Acytosteliales; Cavenderiaceae
Exons: 3
Coding region: 1-714 (237 amino acids)
Source: RefSeq, a predicted model, not a curated record